AUGUUUAUAACCUCCCACAAUUCACAACAAAACUCUACAAGAAGUGUGUCAGCUCGCUCACUAUGUCAGCGCACACAAGCUGGGUACACUAACCGCUGGCAGCUGGCAGGUGCUUCAGGCAGCGACAUGUUGGGUCAGGCACAGGUUCAGAGGGCAGAGGAGUUUGGCGAUAAAUUGGCAGACAGAAAAAUUCUAUCAGCUGACCCCAUGGCACUCCACUGGCACGAGGGUGCCACUAGCUGCCCACAGUUCAUUUUGCCACGUCUCGUUCACCCGCUUUCUGCCAGCCGACGUACCAGACUCUGCAAAGAUGUCACAUGGUCUUCAAAGCUUGACAGUCCAGCGGAACAAUUUUACAUUUUGUCUCGCAGUCUGACCCAAAACGCUAAACCAGAUGCAGUGCUGGAAUGUCUGGGGGUCAGGUGGGAGCUGCAUUGCUCAGUCCUGAGUGGUUCAGAAAAAUUAUCUGAGAUGUAUACCAACAGCAAAAGACAGAGAGAUGUUCAGCUACAAGAGAGAGCUGUCAUUGGUAAAGAAAGCAGAGCUAGUAAGUCUACGUGUGGAAGAGGACUGGCCUACAGGAAGUGGCAUCUCAGUGGCCCUUUGAUUCUCCGACUGCCUGUCACAGAUGCGUCCAUCAAUAAAGAGGCUUUGUCUUUUGCCCUGCGGACACUGUACGACCCAGAGGAACGCCCCAAUGAAUGGGGAGAGACUGUGCUCUCUACUGCCGCAUUACUGGGAAUCUCCAACCUCUUCCAGAAGUGUCUUAAAGAGAUGUUGACAAAUAUCUCAUCUUCUACUGUGUGCAGCUUUCAUCGAGUCUCCUGCAAGUUCAAAGAGACUAUUCUCCAGAGAGCAUGUGAGCGCUGGUUGGAGCUGUUCCUUGUGAUUGAACUCUCCUGCCAUAUAAAACUCAGAGAUCUCCCCUUUGACCUCUUGCUGAAGACCCUGCUUAGUCCAAGACUGUUCACAUCUAAUGAGUAUGAGGUCUUGAGAGCAGUGCUGUACUGGCUGUACCUGCAGUUAAACCCCUUCAGAGAGACCCUACCAGCCCAUAGCACCGUCAUCACCUUCUUCUCCAAGGAAACGGCUGUUUUCUUGGAACAGCCUCAGGGUCAAAAAUACAUCACUAUCUUUCAAGCUCUUCGUAUGCAUGGCAUUACUGAAUGGCAGCAUCUGCAGGAGCUGCAGAACAUCAGAGUUCUUCCUGAAUCCUGGCUGCUUCACAUCCUGUCUAAUCAUUACCACACUCUUUACAGCGGGGGCGACAUGGCUGUGACUGACUUCUCCAAACAAGCCAUCCGGUUUGGAAUGAUGUUUGAUAGGGAACCAGUGUGCUGCACUCAAACCAUCAGCCUCUAUGGCUUUUACUUUCUCCUCCAAGCUGCUAAAAUGGGCGAAUCAGAUUCAUACAGCUUCUCCAUUGAGAGGUUAAGACACUGGGAUCCAGCUUUAUGCCAGUCUUCCAUUGUGAGCCGUCCAUACAGUGUGAGAUCGGAUCGAUCAGUGUGCUAUCACAUCACAGUGCAAAGCUACUCCAGUGGCGAGUGGAAAGAGCACAGCAGUGGAGCUGUCACUCAAGAGUUUGGCUUAUGCAAACGCCGCUGUAGGAGCAAGCCGUUCCAGAUUGAAGGACUUUCUCCACCCAUCCUAGUGACUUUUUCUCUGGCGUUCCCCUUUAGAUCUUGCAUCUCGGCCACUUUUCAUAGUGAAUAAAUGAAUGGAUUAUACCCAAUGUCAAAAUGCAUUUGUGUUUUUCAUGUUUAUGUAUGGUGGACACUAUGUCUAAUAACAGCUAAAUUGUAGUAUGAAUGCCCUUAGAAUCAUUGAAUUAGACAUGAGCAAUGCACAUGCUUGAUAUCCAUGUUUAAUUAUUGGUGAUUUAUUUAAAAUAGCACAGAAAUGCUUAUAUUGUUUCUAUCAGACUUAAGGCUUUCAAUUCUUGCAAUGAUAAAAGACUGAAAAAAUCCCAUAUACAUAUGUCGAUUGAGAGAUUUCAUUGAGAGU
Carassius gibelio (silver crucian carp) is the source of this 2007-nucleotide messenger RNA. It is a transcript of the gene btbd16, whose product is annotated as BTB (POZ) domain containing 16. The transcript has 16 exons. Bases 1 to 1716 code for a protein of 571 amino acids. NCBI's taxonomy places the organism in Eukaryota, Metazoa, Chordata, Actinopteri, Cypriniformes, Cyprinidae. The record is from RefSeq and is a predicted model, not a curated record.